AUGUCGGGCGGCUUCAGCUACGUGUACAAGCGCGGUGAGUGAUGAGCACAUGUGGUCCACAGUCUGUGCCAGUGACGAUGGCUGAUCGACGGCACUGUCCCUGUCCCCGUCCCCGUCCCCACCUCUUCGCCCUUGCAGAUGGUCGCAAGGAGAGCGUCAAGUUUGACAAGGUGACGGCUCGCGUCAGCAAACUAUGCUACGGACUCGACAUGGCCUUCGUCGACCCCAUCGAGAUCACACGAAAGGUGAGUUGGGCCAUCGUUGUGCUCGUCGCCUUGAGAGGAUGGCACGCGUCGCAACGCGUCGCGUCAUCCAACCACCUCGACGAGUGAACAGCACCCGCGAGACCGCCAAGGCAAGCGCGCACUGACAUUACAUUCUCCUUCUCACCGCGACUGGCUCGCAUCACUCCCAUCUAGGUCAUCGAUGGCAUCUACUCUGGCGUCACCACCGUCGAGCUGGACAACUUGGCCGCAGAGACUGCAGCGUACAAGACCACCACCCAUCCAGACUACGCCGUCCUCGCGGCGCGCAUCGCCAUUUCCAAUUUGCACAAGGAGACCAGCAAGACGUUUUCAAAGGUGGUGCAGGACCUGUACGAUUAUGGUGAGUGUCGUCUGCCCUUGGCAAUAUGAGGCGUGUGCGGCGUGUAUGCGCUAGCGUCGUCCACCGGCUGAGCUUGUCCCCCACCCCCUCCGGCACCGCAGUCAACCCAAAGAACGGCCGACACAGCCCGAUGAUCAGCGAUGCGACGUACCAGUCCAUCAUGAAGAACAAGGAGCAGCUCGACUCUGCCAUCAUCUACGAGCGCGAUUUCCACUACGUAAGUCUUCUUGCUGCUGCUGCUGCUGCUCGUCGUGCGCUGCUGACCCCUCGCUCCAUUCGACGCUAUAGAACUACUUUGGCUUCAAGACGCUGGAGCGAUCAUACCUGCUUCGCAUCAAUGGACGCGUCGCCGAACGUCCUCAGCACAUGAUUAUGCGCGUCGCCGUUGGCAUCCACGGCGAUGACGUCGAUUCCGUGAUUGAGACGUACAACCUCAUGUCCGAAAAGUACUUUACCCACGCCUCCCCGACCCUCUUCAACGCCGGCACGCCUCACCCUCAACUCUCGUCGUGCUUCCUCGUCUGCAUGAAGGAUGACAGCAUCGACGGCAUCUACGACACUCUCAAGACGUGCGCCAUGAUUAGCAAGACUGCCGGUGGUAUAGGCCUGAGCAUCCACAACAUUCGCGGCACCGGAAGCUACAUUGCAGGCACCAAUGGCUUUAGCAACGGCAUCGUCCCCAUGCUGCGAGUCUUCAACAACACUGCACGCUACGUUGACCAAGGUGGCAACAAGAGGCCUGGCGCCUUUGCCAUCUACGCCGAGCCCUGGCACUCUGACAUUUUCGAGUUCCUGGACCUGCGCAAGAAUCACGGAAAGGAGGAAGUGCGAGCACGCGAGCUGUUCUACGCGCUGUGGAUCCCAGACCUCUUCAUGAAGCGUGUCGAACAGAACGGCGAGUGGAGCUUGAUGUGCCCCAACGAGUGCCCUGGCAUGGCCGAAGUCUAUGGCGAGGAGUUUGAAGCGCUGUACGAAAAGUACGAAGCGGAGGGUCGCGCCAAGCGCACCAUCAAGGCGCAAAAGCUGUGGUACGCCAUCUUGGAAGCGCAAAUCGAGACUGGCAACCCCUUUAUGCUGUACAAGGAUGCGGCGAACCGCAAGAGCAACCAGAAGAACCUGGGCACCAUCAAGAGCAGUAACCUGUGCACCGAGAUCAUCGAGUACUCUGCGCCAGACGAGGUUGCCGUCUGCAACUUGGCAUCCAUCGCCCUGCCAUCGUUCAUCGACACUUCGACCAAGUCGUACAACUUUAAGAAACUUCACGCCGUCGCAAAGGUCAUCUGUGGCAACCUGAACCGCAUCAUCGACGUCAACUACUAUCCCGUCGAGGAGGCGCGUCGUUCCAACUUCCGUCACCGUCCCAUCGGCAUCGGAGUGCAAGGUCUGGCCGAUGCUUUCAUGAUCCUCGGCAUGGCCUUUGACUCGCCCGAAGCGCGCAAGCUCAACAAGCAAAUUUUCGAGACCAUCUACCACGCCGCACUGGAGCGCUCUUGCGAGCUUGCCCAACGCGACGGUCCCUACCAGACCUACCAAGGCUCGCCCGCCUCCAAGGGAGAGCUGCAGUACGACAUGUGGGGCGUCACACCUUCUGACUUGUGGGAUUGGACCACGCUGAAGAGCAAGAUUUCCGAGCACGGUCUUCGCAACUCGCUGCUGCUCGCACCCAUGCCUACCGCCUCCACCUCUCAGAUUCUCGGCUUCAACGAAUGCUUUGAGCCCUACACAUCCAACAUCUACACGCGUCGUGUGCUGGCCGGAGAGUUCCAAGUUGUCAACCCGUGGUUGCUGCGCGAGCUGGUCGAGCAGGGUCUGUGGAAUGAGGGCAUGAAAAACCGCAUCAUUGCCCAUGGCGGCUCCAUCCAAAACGUUCCCGGCAUACCCGACAGGAUCAAGGCGCUCUACAAGACGGUGUGGGAGAUUUCGCAAAAGUCGAUCAUCGAGAUGGCUGCCGAUCGUGGAGCAUUCAUCUGCCAAAGUCAAAGCUUGAACAUUCAUCUGCAAUCGCCGACGUUUGGACAGCUCACCUCGAUGCACUUUUACGGCUGGAAGAAGGGACUCAAGACGGGCACGUACUAUCUGCGCACCAGGCCUGCCGCCAACGCCAUUCAGUUCACCGUCUCUGCCGAGGAGCAAGCUGCAGCCAAGGCUGCCAACAAGGCCGGCUCCAAGGGCAAGGCGCCUGCUGCUGCUGCUGCUGCUGCUGCGCUGCCCAUCGCCUCGGCCGCACCCAUCGGCAAGACGUCCGCAGCUGCCGUCGCUGCCAAGAGCCUCGCUCCUCGACCGUCGCCAGUCGACGUCUCUUCCGUACCACCCACACCCUCCAGCAUCGCUGCGUCUUCCAGCACUGCUUCUUCCGCUGCACCCAGUCCCAUUGUCUUGCCCGUGGAUGCCGCACGAGCAGCCGACAUCUCGACGGAAUCUGCAACGAGCAGCAAAUCGACAGAGAUUUCUACUAGCGCGCCUGCAGACGAAGGCUUUGAAGCUGCCAAGGCUAGAGCUGCGGAAAGAGAACGCGAAGCUGCUGCGCUGCUUUGCAGUCUCGAGAAUCCUGGUGGUGAGUUUGUGUGCGGAUGUUGGCUAUUCCUUCACGACUCUUUGGAAGCUCACUCUUCUGAUCCCUGCUCUCUCCCCCUUCCAGCUUGCACCAUGUGCAGCGGCUGA
Ceraceosorus bombacis is the source of this 3267-nucleotide messenger RNA. Lineage: Eukaryota; Fungi; Basidiomycota; Exobasidiomycetes; Ceraceosorales; Ceraceosoraceae. The record is from the annotation of a GenBank genome assembly.